Closterium sp. Naga37s-1 is the source of this 3981-nucleotide messenger RNA. The record is from the annotation of a GenBank genome assembly. Lineage: Eukaryota; Viridiplantae; Streptophyta; Zygnematophyceae; Desmidiales; Closteriaceae.
AUGCGGCAGGAGUGGGGGUACUGUUUGCCAUUCACCAGGCCAGUCGCUCUCACCGACCUGUACCCUUCUCCGUGCAUUCUAACCGAAUGCAACUCCUACGUACACCUAGGAGCCAGUUUUGAGACGUCUCAAAGCUCGCAGAUAGAAGCCACGGAUCGCGUGUUGGAAUUCGGGAAUCUCGGCUCGCGGAAGGGAAAUCAGGCUCGGGAAGGAUUGGGUGAGGGUGAAGGAGAGUGGAGGAGCGGCGAAGAUAGGCCACCGGGUUCGAGGGACGGUGGGAUUGGACGAGGCGGCCGCGUGGUUGCUCGCUGUGCUGACAGCACAGAUGACGUGGCGAUGGCAGGAGGCGAGAGAAAAUGCAGGAAGCAUCCACACGCCCUCGCGCACGUGGCCGCGUGCGCUCUCAGGGGGCAGCCCGCCGCCCUCUACGUCCUCCACGCCCUCCGCGCCCGCACCGCUGCUCCCGCUGCUCCCACUGCUCCCACUAGCUCGCAGAAGAGAGAUCCCGCAGCGGCAGCUGCAACAGCAAGAGUGGCGCAGGCAGUGGCAAGGCAGGGGGUUGAACAAGCAGUGCUGGGGGAGGUAGUGGCGGAUGGGCACGUUUGCCGGAGACUGCACUGCCUAGCUGCACGACUGCAGGCUGCACCUGGUGUUGCGGACACAGCAGCAGCAGCGUGGGCCGUGCCACGUGUGCCUGCUGACGUGGAUUGCCAGCUGGCAAGUGUGCCGUGCCCGUUAGCUGCGUGCAGGAUGGUGCAGCAGGCGGCAGAUGCGGGCAGUGCAGGUGGUAUUGCAGGUGGUAACGCGUGUGGCGACGCUGCUGGCGGUGAUGUUGGCAGCGAUGGGGAGGAGGGUUCAGACUGGGAUUCAGAGAGCGGGGAUGUGUGGGUGGGGUGGACGGGGGGGGAGAGUGACGACGACGAGAGCGAGGGGGGCGAGGAGGGGGAAGAGCGUGCAGAGAGUGCAUUGCUUAAGAGCAGCAUUCAACACCCUCUUCCCCCUCCUCAACACCAGCAUUAUCAUGCCACUCCCAGGUCUCAGCGUGGAGAGCCAAGGCUAGAGCAGGGUAGCGCAGUGGGAGCAGGAGGGGCCGGUGCAGAGGGAGAUGACGCGGUUCUGAGGGGUUUUGGGCGGGCGUUGUCGCUGGUUCUCGCUCAGUACGAGGCCGGGGUUUCCCAACUCGCCCGGACGUGCAUUGCUGCUCUUUCUGCCUCACCACAGACACCAGCAGCAGCAGCUGACUGCCCCAGCCAUGUGCGCUCACUACUAGCAGCUGGUCCAGGCAGGGAUGCAGUAGAAGCGGCAGACGUGGCAGCACCUGGUGCGUCAGAUGCUGUGCUGCUGCUGGCCAUGCGUAGCAGGCGACUGAGAGAGCAGCUGAGGCGCCUGGUGGUGCUGCUGGGGAUGGAUCCUGGAGCGAGGGAGACAGCAGGGGGUGAGAGGAAGGGGCAUCCAUGGGAGGAGGGGGCGCUGAGGGGGAGGGAGACAGCAGGGGGUGAGAAGGAGGAUGCGUGGUCGGUGGUGUACCAGUGCCCUCAGAUGCUCAUGCCUAGCUCGUCAGAUCCAAGCAGUUCAGGCAUGCGAGGCAUGCCGCUCACUCCACCCGCUGCACACAUGCACCGCACGCCCCACACGCACCACAUAGACCGUGCUGUUGCUGCCAGCGGUGGCAGCAGAGGCCUGAGGAGCACCAUGGCUCUGGGUGACCUCUCCUCCCUGCAUCCCUCCCUCGCUGCUGCUGCUGCUGCCACUGCUGCUGCUGCUGCUGGGAGUGCUGCUGCUGCUGGGACUGCUAGCCCUGCCACCAGCGCCACCACCGCCAUCACUCGUACAGCAGCUACCUCUGCUGGACGGUUCACUCCCACUCGCACCAUCACACCUUCACGCAUGGUUACCCCGUCUCAUCUGGUUACCCCAUCCCGUCAGGUUAUCCCCUCACAUCUGGUGACCCCAUCGCCCUCAGUUACCCCAUCACAGUUCGACACACCUCGCUUCCUGUCCAACCAGGCAGCAGCAGCUGGCGACGCGUGGAGUGCAACGCUCUUCCUUCGUCCCAGAAAGAUCAACCACCUGCUGCCUUUGUUCCUCCAUCCAGUGUCACACCUCGUUGUAAGGACAGCACAGCAGCAGCACAUACUCCUCUCCGCCCCUUCCCCCACCAUUCGCCAACUCGCCUCCCGCCUUUCCUCCCUCCUUUCCGCCCUCCUCCUCCCUCACUCGCACCCCUUUCCCUCUCUGCCAACCAAUGGAAAUAAACCCCGUCACAUUCAACCAGCUCUUGCGUCUGAUUGGUCCAUCGAUUUCACCCUGGCUGGGGUUGCCCGAACCAGAGAGAUAGUCCAGCACCUGCUUGCCAAGGCUGAGCUACAGGUUCGGCAGCUUCUGGACGCCCUGGAGCCUCGGCCCGGGGCAGAAGGCGAGGCUCGGAUGGCUGAUGUGGGUGAUGUGCUGGCGGAGCAGUUAGUGGUGGCAGCAGGACCUGUGCUGCCUGCAGGGGCAGGAACGGCUGUAACGGAUAUGUGGAGAGGAACAGCUGCUGAGGGAGCGGCAGUGACAGGCAUGGAAUCAUCUGUGACAGGUGUAGCUUCAGGCGGUCAAGCAUUGGGGGGGAAGGAGGAGGAACGGGAAGGAGGGCAAGGGGGGAAGGAGCAAGGGAGGGAGCAGAUCUGCUCUGGCUGUGGCUGGUCGCAUGAGCCCUCCUGGCAUGCACCUGGUGAUGUCGUGGCAGCAGCUGAUUGGCCGUGGAAGGGCACUCACCCCGCUCCUCUAUCCAAUCUGCUUGCUGGUGUGCAAAUGCCAAGCAACGAGUCAGCACGAUCCCCCAGCAGCACUAGCCCCAACCCCACGCUGCGGCAGGCAUGGGUGGAGUGCGGUGCCAUGCUGCGCCUCACUGACCCCCGCUCUGGCCCCUCCUUCCCCUGGUCGUGGAUGGCCUGUAACGAGGAUGCUUGUAACGGGGAUGGCUCUGGUGGUGGUGCGGUGCAUGAUAGUGGGGGGCGAAAACAGAAGGGCGUUGAGGAUCAGAGGGGGAAGCACAGUGCGAGACAGAGAAGUAGGCAGAGUGGGAAGCAGGAGGGGCCAGGUAGGCAGCAGAGUGGGAUGCCUGGUGAGAAGCAGAGUGGGGAGCCGUUUGGAAGGCAGGGUGGGCGUGGAGGGGCAGCAGGGAGGGGAGGGGGGCAUGUGACGGAUGAGGAGAGGCGGCUGGAGGGCAUGGCUGUCACAGAGAUGGAUGGGAGCUUCGAUGAUGCCAUGCAUGCCCACCUGCUGCUGCCCAUCCGCGCAAGCCACGCACUUGUGAGCAGGGCAGCAGUGCGGGUGCUGUUCACAGUGGGGCGCUACAGGGACCACUGCACCGCACUGCACCGCCUCUUCCUCUCCCCCCACUCCGCCCUGCCCUCCACCCUCCUGCACGACCUUCAUGCCGUGGACUGGGCCAGCCUUCGCUCGCUCCCAGAGCAGCAGCACGCUCUCUCAUCCGCCCUGGACACCGCCAUCUCUUCUAACUGCUGCUUCCAUCCCAUCUCCCUCGCCCCUCUCACCCUACUGCAGGACUGGGCCAGCCUUCGUUCACUCCCAGAGCAGCAGCACGCCCUCUCAUCCGCCCUUGACACGGCCGUCUCGCGAGCCUGCCUCUCCUCCCUCCCCUCCUCCUCCCUCUCCCGCCUCCACGCCUUCAUCGCGCCCUCCUCCCUCUCCUCCUCCGCCCUCUCCUCCAUAUCAACACCGCCUCCUCACCCAAUGUCGCCAGGGCAGGGAGGGGGGGGAGUGGGCAGUGCGAGCAAGCAGCUGACGUGGAGCCCUUUGUCUGCCCACCGGCUGGGCGCGUUUGACUUUGUGCGGGUGGGGUACGACCCUGGCUGGCCCGCCAGCGUGGUGUUAACGCUGCCUCUGAUGCAGCAGCAUGCGGACAUGCUCAUUAAACCGCACUGCAUCUCUCUUUCCGCCCUCCACACACCCACCAUCAGGGCUGGGCGCGUUUGA